AUGCGGUUGAACCUGAGCCUGCCAGCGCGAAUAUUCCUGAGCGGGAGCCGGCCUCUCGUCAGUCCUUCUAUUCAGUUCAGAUCCUUUUCGGCUAUGGCUUCACUCAAAGCUGAGGACCCGUCGGCGGCCCUGCGGCAGGCUGCUGAGAAACAUGACCAGGGGAGCUUGUUGCCAAACGCAGCCGCGGACCCGUUUGCGGCCCUUACUGAGGAACCCGAGCGGGAUCCCCAAGCCGAGUUGAAGAAGCGUCUUCGACAAGUUUCUGAGGCUCCUGAGCAGGAGCGCCAGGCCGUAUUGAAGAGGGUCCUUCCACAGGAAACCAUAGGGAACUUCAAGAAGCGGCUCAAGAAGCGAGAGCGUGACAUGACGAGCGGAUGGCACGACCAAGUCCUGGCUAAGGAUAUUGACGCCCUGCUUGCGUCUCAGAAAGCCGCUUCUGAAGGCACCGCCGACGAACCUGCGGAACAGGAAACCCUCCCCGCGGAAGGAAGUGUCGUCGAGCUGGACGUGGUGGAGCUUUCAUCGACAGGCGAUGGUUUGGCGCAGGAGAAGGGCUAUAAGCGUGUCUACACGGUGCCAUUUACCGUCCCUGGAGACACUAUCAAGGUCAAGGUCUACCGUCACCAGCGCGAGGGCUACAGUGUGGCGGAUCUUAUCUCGGUGACCAAGCCCUCACCUCUCCGCGACGACUCGAGGAUCAGCUGCAAGUACUUUGCGUCCUGUGCGGGCUGCCAGUUUCAGAUGCUCGACUAUGAUGAGCAGCUGAAGCUGAAGCGGCGCAUCGUUGAGAAGGCAUUCCGCAACUUCUCUCAGCUCCCCCCCGAGUUGGUACCGACUGUGUUGCCCACCAUCGGGAGCCCGUUGCAGUACGGUUACCGGACCAAGUUGACGCCUCACUUCGACGGGCCCCCGGGUUGGAACAGGAGAAACGCCAAGGGCGCGAAGCCGAGAUUCCAGGAGAGGCCCAACGUCGGCUUCAAGCCCAAGACCGGCCGACAGACCAUGGACAUUGAGGACUGUCCCAUUGCUACAGAUGCCGUGCGGAAGGGGAUGAAGCAGGAGAGGGCACGGAUAGACCAUGAGUUCACAGAGUACGUGAAAGGCGCCACGGUCCUCCUCCGUGAGAGCACCAAGAGAGUGUCCACGAACGGGUCUGCUUCGCCAUCGCCAAUUCCGGACGAUGCUAUCCAAGUCGAGACGGAACAAUUCACCGACUACAAGACCUGUAUCACUGAUUCCAACGCAAUUUCGACCGAGUAUAUCGACGACCAUGUCUUCCAUAACACCGCUGGCGCCUUCUUCCAAAACAACAACUCGAUUCUGCCAGUUUUCACAGAGCACAUACGCCAAAACGUCUUGCCGCCGUCUCAAAAUGAAGCCACCGAUCCCUCCAGUCGCAUCAAGUAUCUCGUCGACGCCUACUCCGGGACGGGACUUUUCACCAUCACCCUUUCCUCUGUAUUCGAGAGCAGCACAGGCAUCGACAUUGAUGACAAGGCAAUCGCAUCCGCCCGCAGAAACGCUGAAGCCAACAACAUGCCUUCAAAGCAGGCCAAAUUCAUCGCCGCCGAUGCUCGUGAUUUGUUCUGGAACAUGGCCUACCCCGCCGACCAGACGGUCGUAAUCCUUGACCCACCCCGCAAGGGAUGCGAUACUAACUUUUUGGGCCAAUUGCUCAACUUCGGUCCCAAGAGGGUGGUCUACGUGAGCUGCAAUGUGCACACGCAGGCCAGGGAUGUGGGGAUACUUGUCAGGGGUGAGACAGGCAACAGGGAGGUAGAUGCCGAGAUCGCAGCAAAGAACGGGAAGAAGAUCAGAUAUGACAUUGAAAGUCUCAGGGGCUUUGAUUUCUUCCCUCAGACAGGCCAUGUAGAAGGCCUUUGCAUUCUGAACAGGGUCGAGGCACCCAACACGCAAGAGGGUGAAGCACCAGCUGCAGAAUAG
Messenger RNA from Neoarthrinium moseri, 1944 nucleotides. RefSeq lists its product as uncharacterized. Gene Ontology annotation, molecular function: tRNA (uracil(54)-C5)-methyltransferase activity, S-adenosyl methionine-dependent. The transcript has a single exon. The record is from RefSeq and is a predicted model, not a curated record. Bases 1 to 1944 code for a protein of 647 amino acids. Gene Ontology annotation, biological process: RNA methylation; tRNA processing; 7-methylguanosine RNA capping. NCBI's taxonomy places the organism in Eukaryota, Fungi, Ascomycota, Sordariomycetes, Amphisphaeriales, Apiosporaceae.